Molecule: messenger RNA, 2049 nt
Organism: Erythranthe guttata (spotted monkey flower)
Lineage: Eukaryota; Viridiplantae; Streptophyta; Magnoliopsida; Lamiales; Phrymaceae
Product: mitogen-activated protein kinase kinase kinase 5
Biological process (GO): MAPK cascade; protein phosphorylation
Cellular component (GO): cytoplasm
Molecular function (GO): ATP binding; MAP kinase kinase kinase activity
Source: RefSeq, a predicted model, not a curated record
UUAAUUGGAUUUUUGUGUAAAUGUCUGUUACGGCCGCGAAAUCCAGCAACAUUUGAAUAGAAGCUCGUAGUUACCGCUUUUCACUUGCAUAUAUAAGCAUUUAUUGUUUUUCGAAUCGAGUCUCUAUUAUUAACAUUUGGUGCAAAUCAAAUGUUUAGAUAUGUUAAAAAAAUAUUGAAUUUCAUUUGGUGUUAUUUUCAAAUGCUUAGGAACCCUCGUCAUCAAUUUUCCGGGAAAACCACCGACGACAUUGUCGGAAAAAAAACAUACAAAUCUCCAUCGUACCGAAGAAGACGAAUCCCCCAACACUUAAAUCUCGACACCUCAGAAAACGACUUCCAUCGCUAUUUCCCUGCAAUGAGUGCUCCAAGCAGCGUUUACUCAAGUCCGACACUCAGUCCCAAAAGAUACGGCACCGUUGAUCUUAUCCGUUCCCCGUUUCAAGUUCCGUCCGAUUUCGAAGUCUCGAAAUCCGACAGAAUGUCGAACUAUUCUUACCAAUUACUAUCCCCAUUGCACUCCCCACUUCAUAGCCCAACCAAGCACGAGAUCUCCACGAGCCGUAAGGGCAUUUUCGUACAUUCGCACAAUAAGUCCCUCCCGGAAAGUUCCACCAACGUCCACCCUCUGCCCCGUCCCCCGACGACUUCUCGGUCUUUGCCUACCGGCCGACAAAGCAUCGAUAGAUCGGACGUUUCGCCGUCGAUUAAAGGGCAAUGGCAGAGGGGGAGACCAAUUGGGCGCGGUACAUUCGGAAGUGUUUAUAUUGCAACUCAUCGUGAAACCGGAGCGACGUGCGCAGUGAAAGAAGUCGAGAUGAUACCCGACGACCCGAAAUGCGACGAAUGUAUAAAGCAGUUGGAACAGGAGAUCAAAUUUCUCAGAGAGUUGAAGCAUCCGAACAUUGUGCAGUACUACGGCAGCGAAAUUAUUGAGGAUCGGUUUUGCAUAUACUUGGAGUACGUGCAUCCGGGAUCGGUUAAUAAGUACGUCCAAGAACACUGUGGAGCUAUGACCGAGAGCAUUGUUCGUAAUUUUACUCGUCAUAUUCUCUCGGGGUUGGCUUAUUUACAUAGUACAAAGACAAUACACAGGGACAUCAAAGGGGCAAAUUUACUUGUUAAUUCAUCCGGUGUCGUAAAGCUUGCUGACUUUGGGUUAGCAAAACACCUUACCGGAAAUGAAAUAGAUCUUUCGUUGAAGGGUACUCCACAUUGGAUGGCUCCAGAGGUUUUGCAGGCUGCGAUGCGGAAAGAUAAUAACCCGGAGUUAGCCUUUGGUGUAGAUAUAUGGAGCGUGGGGUGCACGGUAAUCGAGAUGCUGACAGGAAAACCUCCGUGGAGCGAUUCUAAUGGGGUUCAAGCGAUGUUCAAUGUUCUGAAUAAGACGCCACCUGUACCGGAAACUUUGUCCGAUGAAGGAAAGGAUUUUCUUCAGUGGUGCUUUCAGAGGAGACCUAAAGACCGACCUUCGGCAGUUAAGCUGCUGCAGCAUCCUUUUUUGCGUAGUUCGCAGGAUCAGAUAUUUUCCGGUUUCGUGCAAGAAUUCUCCGGAUUUAAAUUACAUGAUUUCGAGAGUACUACGUGGAUCAAGCAAGGAAAAUUGCCACUAGUUAACGGGCAAUGUUGUACGGAACAAACGGAUUCGGGGGCAAAUCCGCACAAUUCUCCUCGUUCUACGCUUGAAGCAGUUCCUCGUGUAAUUUCGCCGGAGGUUAAUUACAAUAGUAAUAAUUGCCCUUCAAAUAUUCAGAAUAAUUUGGUGCUGAAAGCUGUGAACAACAAUUUGUACAGCUUUUCAUGCAAGGGAAAUCUCACUCUAUUGAUGCCAAAAAUGGAAGAAAGAAAGAAACAUAAUGUACAACAAGAAAUUAAUUAGCAAAAAGUGUUUAAAACAAGAUUUGUGUUUGUAUUUGUAUGUAGAGGUUAUGGAUGUGAGACAUUCUUUGUAGUGUAAUGUAGUUAAGGAUGUACAUAUGAUGUAAUGUAAGUAUAUACAUUCUGGUAAAUGUCGUUUCAGCUUUAAUAAUAUCGUUUCAACUGCAAACAC